CGCGGCGCUGCAGCGAUGUUUCCGCUUUGAGUGGAGAAGGGGAGGGAGAGAGGGAAUUGGAGACGCAGCGGGACGCCGAGUCAGAAAAGCUUAUACGGACACCCCACAAACGCUUACGCCAAAACAGAAAAAACUUUCAACCUUCACAACCCACGACGGUGGCAGCCUAGACACCAGCCAUGGAGGAUGCGGUGAAUAACGCUCUGUAAAAUGUGAGCUGUAAAAGAGACGUGCUGCAAAAACGAGCGAGAGCGGUUCUCCCCUCAUCUUUCACGGGUGAUCUCGACUCGGGUGCUGCGUCCCCUCCGUUUCACUCGCACCGGGGGAAAAUGAAGAAGUUUAAUAUCCGCAAGGUGCUGGACGGUUUGUCGUCCGUUUCGUCUCCCUCUCAGUCCCCACAGCCCGGGGCAAAGGAGAACGAUCUCAUCCCGGAGACGAUCCAGUCUGAACACUUUCAGCUCUGUAAGACGGUGCGCCAUGGCUUUCCCUACCAACCGUCCUCUAUGGCAUUCGACCCCGUUCAGAAAAUCCUGGCCAUUGGGACUCAGAACGGAGCUUUACGAUUAUUUGGCCGGCCCGGUGUGGAGUGUUACUGUCAGCAUGAGAGCGGAGCAGCCGUCAUCCAUCUACAGUUUCUCAUAAAUGAGGGGGCGCUGGUGAGUGCUUUGGCCGAUGAUACUGUUCACCUGUGGAACCUGCGACAGAAGAGACCAGCAGUGCUACACUCACUCAAGUUCAACAAGGAGAGGAUAACAUUCUGUCAUCUGCCCUUCCAAAGUAAAUGGUUGUAUAUCGGCUCGGAACGAGGAAACAUCCACAUUGUGAAUGUGGAGUCCUUUACCCUCUCAGGAUAUACCAUCAUGUGGAACAAAGCCAUUGAACUGUCCUCCAAGGCCCACCCUGGCCCAGUGGUUCACAUCAGUGACAAUCCUAUGGAUGAGGGCAAGCUCAUAAUAGGAUUUGAGUCUGGGAUCGUAGUGCUGUGGGAUUUGAAAUCAAAAAGAGCUGAAUACCGCUACACUUACGAUGAGGCGAUUCAUUCUGUGGCCUGGCAUCACGAUGGAAAGCAGUUUAUCUGUAGUCACUCAGACGGCACACUGACCAUAUGGAAUAUAAAGUCCUCAGUCAAGCCCGCACAGACAAUCACGCCACACGGAAAGCAGCCUAAAGACGGAAAAAAGCCAGAACCUUGCAAACCCAUUCUUAAAGUAGAAUAUAAGACCACAAGAGCAGGGGAUCCAUUUAUGAUAUUCUCUGGUGGUUUGUCGUAUGACACCGUGGGCCGACGGCCGUGUUUGACAGUAAUGCACGGGAAGAGCACGGCGGUGUUGGAGAUGGACUAUCCCAUUGUAGAUUUUCUCACCCUCUGUGAAACGCCAUAUUCUAACGAUUUUCAGGAACCGUACGCUGUGGUGGUUCUUCUGGAGAAGGAUUUAGUUGUCAUUGACCUUGCACAAAAUGGUUACCCCAUCUUUGAAAAUCCGUAUCCCAUGAUGAUUCACGAGUCCCCUGUGACGUGCUGUGAGUACUUAGCCGAUUGUCCUGUGGACCUCAUACCUGCACUUUAUUCUGUCGGGUCUCGCCAGAAACGACAGGGCUACAGCAAAAAGGAAUGGCCUAUCAGUGGGGGAAACUGGGGCUUGGGCACACAAAGCUACCCUGAAAUAAUAAUAACUGGCCAUGCAGAUGGUUCAGUCAAGUUCUGGGAUGCCUCAGCAAUAAUGCUCCAGGUGCUGUACAAACUAAAAACAGCCAAGGUGUUCGAGAAGGUGCGCUGUAAAGAGGACAAACCCAACACGGAGAUCGUGGACGAGGACCCGUUCGCCAUUCAGUUGAUGUCUUGGUGUCCCGAGAGCCGUGUGCUUUGUGUCGCCGGCGUCUCUGCCCAUAUUAUUAUAUACAGGUUCAGCAAACAGGAAAUCACAACAGAGGUUGUGCAGUUAUUGGAGGUCAGGUUACAGUGCGAUGUAAAUGAUCUGGAGUCCCCAGACGGGGGUGGAGAUCAGACACCAGCUCCUCCCACUCCAAUCACCUCCCCCAGUCCACAAAACCCCACCCCUCAGACACACCCUUCAACUAGCAGCAACUCGUCGGAUGGGAUGAGAGACAAUAUACCCUGCUUGAAGGUGCGCAGCAGUCCUUUGAAACAGUCUUCUGGGUAUCAGGUGGAGCUAGUGGUACAGCUGGUGUGGGUCAGUGGAGAGCCGCCCCAGCAGAUCAGCAGCCUGGCCAUCAACUCCUGCUACGGCCUGGUGGUGUUUGGUAAUAGUAAUGGUUUGGCAGUAGUGGAUUACUUACAGAAGACGGUUCUGUUGAAUAUGGGUACUGUGGAAUUGUAUGGCAGUGAUCCAUAUCAGAGACAACCACGAUCUCCCCGCAAGAGCCGACAACCUUCAGGAGGGCUGUGUGACAUUAAUGAAGGCUCUGCCACCUCAGAAGACCGCUGUAAAUCCCCCACCUCAGUCUUGAUGUCAAACCAUCAGCAUUUCUACAAUGGAGGAGGGAGAGGAGCAAAGAUGUCACGGAAAUUAAGCUUGCCUACUGAGCUAAAGCCAGACUUGGUCCUACUCUCUGUAUGUCCACCGCGGACUGCCAUACCUCUAGACAACAGGGACAACUCCUUCAGCCGCUCACGGAGCUCCAGCGUCACCAGUAUCGACAAGGAGUCACGGGAGGCCAUCACGUCUUUUUAUUUCUGCGAGACAUACACACGCAAAGCUGAUGGCGGGCAUACGCCAAGUUUGUGGGUUGGCACCUCUUUGGGCACACUGCUGGCCAUCUCUCUCAACAUGCCCCCUGCUGGAGAGCAGAGACUUCUGCAACCAGUCAUCGUCUCCCCUAGUGGCACUUUUAUCAGGUUGAAGGGAAGCAUCAUUCGAAUGGCCUUCCUGGAUUCUACAGGGUCUUUCGCCCCUCCUGCGUUCGAGCCAUGGUGUGAACCCAACGCCCCAGCCAAUGGAGAGGAGCGGGACAAGGUUCGUAAGAGACGGCCGGUGUCCGUAUCCCCAUCCACAUCCCAGGAGCUGAAUGAAAACCAGUACGCUGUGGUGUGCUCGGAGAAACAGGCCAAAGUGUUUAGCCUGCCCUCCCAGACCUGCGCUUUUAAACACAACAUCACCGAAACGUCCUUUGUACUGCGGGCGGAUGUGGUACAGAUAAACGCUGGCAUUUGUCUGGCCUGCUUUUGUGCCAACGGACACAUCAUGACCCUCAGUCUGCCAGGGUUGAGACCAUUGCUGGAUGUAAAUUACCUGCCCCUGACAGACAUGCGGAUAGCGAGAACGUUCUGUUUCACGAACCUCGGCCAGGCCUUGUACCUGACCUCUCCUACUGAGAUCCAGAGAAUCACAUACAGCCAGGAGGUCUGCGAGAACCUGCAGGAGAUGCUGGGCGAGUUGUUCACUCCAGUGGAGACGCCCGAAGCUCCUAACAGGGGAUUCUUUAAGGGUCUCUUCGGCGGAGGAGCACAGUCUCUAGACAGAGAGGAACUCUUUGGGGAAACAGGCGCCGGAAAAGCACCACGCAGUCUCGCUCAGCACAUUCCUGGUCCUGGGGGUAUAGAAGGCAUGAAGGGGGCAGCGUCUGGCAUCGUGGGUGAUCUCGCUCGAGCUCGUUUAGCGUUGGAUGAGAGAGGACAGAAACUGGGCGAGGCGGAAGAGAGAACGGCAGCCAUGAUGGCCAGCGCUGACUCAUUCUCCAAACACGCUCAUGAGAUGAUGCUGAAGUGUAAGGAUAAGAAAUGGUACCAGUUCUGAUCUCCGGACAACAGCAGAGCCCAGCGGGACUCAGGAGUUGUCUUACACAGCCUUGUUCAUCUCUAAUCCGUGUCCCAUUCCCUCUCUUCAUCUCUCCUCUGCUGGACCAGUGGGAUCCCUCGCUCUAUCCUAGCACAAUACUAAAUACGGUCUGCUCACAGAACUGAGGCACAGACUGAGAGCGGCCCCAGUUUGAGGAAUAUCAUACCAUGACAAGUGUCCACUCUUCGGUUUUUGUUCGUUCGUUGAAUAUCGCCUAUCCUCUCUCAUGGCGGCUGGGCUUGGCAGGCCUAGAAAUUCUAUUUCUUCUCUCAGUCCUUGAAUUGUUUUUGUGCUAUUGUUUUUUGCAAUCAUGUUCUGCCUCGUACGUUGGAGAGCAGUGCAUAGUCAAAAAAGACAAAUAAACGAAAUAAACAAAAAAAAUCUCCAGAUAAAAAAGUGAAAAAUAAUAUAUAUACUACAUAAUUCUAUAUAAAUCCAUUAAAGUCUGUAUAAUUGCCAUAUUUGCUAUUGACUGUCAAAAGGAGCUUAAAUAUGAAGACACUGGGCGAAGCAUGGGAAGAGCUCUGUUCAUAAGAAACGCUGUAACCGGGAAGAGAACAAUCUCCUUACUCCUAAAAUUUACUUGGUAUAUUUAUGUAAAUUGACCUUUUCCUAAAUGAUCCCAUUUGGUUUCAUUCCUAUUUAAAUAUUUUAUUUAUUUGUUUAUUUAUUGUUUUUUAGCAAAUCACUUUAUCUUAAAAUGAUUUUUGAGUCAUAUUUUUAAUUAUUGGGAAUACUAUAAUGCUUUACAUUAAAGUACCAUCUCAAGAGGGUUUUUAAAUGGCUGAGAGAUAAGCCAGAGAUAGAAUUGAAGCAUCUGUAUGUAAAAUAUUCAUUGUGAAUUAACUAUUUAGAAAUGCAAGCAUGACUUAAUUGAUGGUAUUUUCAUGUGAAACAUUAUACAGAUCUUUCUAUAAAAAUCAGUACAGCAAAUACCAGGUCUGGACAGAGUUGGAAAAUAUAAAGAGUUUGUUCACCCAAAAACUUUUAAUGUGGUACACAGCCUGUAUGGCUUUCUUUGUUCUUUGGAACCAUAUAAAAAUAAAAUCAUUCAAUGUGAUUUGUGCUGUGUAUUCCAAGCGUUAUGAUGUCAUACGAAUGGGCGUAUCAUUCUUAAAGCAGUUUAGGAUAUUUACUUGUAAAUAAUGCAUAACAACUGGAACAGGGAUCAGUGAUAUUCACAACACGAGUAGAAUCUCAUUGAUUGAGUAGAUUCUCACACAGAGAAGAGAAAAAUAUUUUUUUAUCUCAAUUUUGAUUCCAAAGAACAAAAGAAAGCGAUGUGGAGUUUGAAUGACACAAUGGUUAGCAAUUACUGACUGAAGCUUCCUUUUUAAGUGAACCAACUCGUGUUCGCUGAUAGGUAACCAAUGAAUAAAAAUGAUAUCAUAAAUUACUCACCCUCCAGACGUUCCACAAUCGUAAGACCUUCGCUCACCUUUGAAACACAAAUUAUUAUUACAGUCCCAGUGAAAUAGAAAAUACAAUACCUAUUUUUUUUAUGAAAUAUUGCAGCGUUCAUUGUAAAUAGUUUAUAGAUGUGGGCCAUUCUCUCUUUAAAAUUUGUGUGCCCUCAUAAUCUUUAGUUCAAAUCUGAAAAUGCACUUCCUUUAUGUAAGGACUGGCCAUCUUAAAUGAUGCAUGUUAGACGGCUCGGGCGGUGCUUCCUUUAACUCCUCCCCUUCAACUGUCUGCUGCCAGUUUCAUUUCAAAAUGCAUCCAAUCAAAUCGCAGAGAAGGACGAAAGCCAUGCCCAAUUUUCUUCUCAUAAUAAAUUCCAUUUCUCUCGGAAAUGCGUCAAAAUAUGGAAGUAAAAACGAUGGCACUUCAGGUUAAUGGGGACUUUAAUAUUGAAGUUUUUAGGUUUUGAUGAUGUCUGUGAGCUUUCUGACAACCCCAUGCAUGGCAACACAACAUGCACUCAUCGGGCAGAAAGUUUAGUAAAGAUAAAAUUGUCCUAAAAAUUGAGAGGAAAUUAAUUGAAUAAAAUAUUUAUUUUUGGUUUAUUUUUUGCGGCCAAAAAGUAUUUUCUUAAAUUUGAAGGAGCAAUGUGAAGAUUUUAGUGGCAUCUAGAUGUGAGGUUGCGAAUUGCAACCAAUGCCUCACUCCACCGCUCCCUUUCUAAGCUCUACGACAUGCUUCUUUGCCGAAGGAGAUAACGUAUUGUUAUGUAUAUUAUAUUGCAUAUCUGUCAAUAGACCCUCCAAAUAAAUACUCAUAAGCAAAUAUAUAGUAUAAUGCAAUGUCAGUCACUUUGGAUAAAUGCCAAAUGCAUAAAUGUAAAUUACACAGGACUUUAAAUAUUGAACUGCCGUAGUCACAUGGACAAUUUUAACUUUCUGCACUUUGAGUUUAUGUUGCGUUGCUGUCUAUUGGGGAGUCAGAAAGCUCUCGGAUCUAACCAUAACUAUCUUCAUUUGUGUUCCAAAGAUAAACGAAGAGAGAGUUAUUCAUGACAGAAUUUUCAUUCAGAGGUGAACAAUCCCUUUAACAUUUAAAACCUGAACAUUAUCGUUAUUACGUCAUUAUGAAGGCAGCCAUAUAGACCUCAAUAGCUUGAACAGAUGACUGAAAAUUAAGUUGCAGCAAGUGUCGUAAGAGAUUUGAUUUUGUCAAUUAGACAAGCUUUUCCUUCCAUCCCUGCAUACUGCAUAGAGUAAACCGCUUUAAAAUAGACACAUGCUUACCAGAGAUUGUGCUUCACUAAAUAUUUUGGGUUGGGUCUGUUUAACUUGUUAAAUUAAAGCACUUAAUGUUCAGAAAUGGCUCUGUCAUACCUGGUUCCAUUAAAAUCAGUAAAUUGGACAGCUUGUGAAGACUUCAUCUUUGGUGAUUUUGUUUACAAGUGAGACUUUGGAACGUUAUCAAUAGUAGUUUCAAACAUCAGGUCAAUAUUUUUUAAUAUAUUUCAUAGGUUUGAGUUUGGCUAUAGAUCAAUACGUAUAUGCCAUAGGUCAUUUUGGCACAAAAACAUCAUCAUACUGUGUACGUCUGUGUAAGCACUUACAGUAAGUGUUAACUGUAUACAUUCAAGCGGAAAAUUAACAAUUAAAUGCAAAACACGGUAAUAAUGUAUUUUUCCCCCCAUUUCUCCCUUGAAACCACAUUUUAGUGCCAUUACAAUAUUAUUUGUGGUUUGCAAAUGCUGCUAUACAUGUUGCAUUGACUCACGUGACCCAAUCUCACUUGAGAAACAAUUCCCACUUGCCUCUCCGCCCAAAGUUUUUGCCAUUCUGUGAAUGAAGUGGUUUGACAAUCUGGGACCAUGAAAUCGAGAGCGGAAGUGGCCAUACUGACCCUAAGACAGUUGCCAUAUCUUUUAAAACGCCAAAGAUUUUCUUUCAUUGAGUUGCGUAUUCCACUGACUGUGAAAGCUAUAUGUGUCUGAAGUACCACUCCAUAUUCCACCCGUUAAAAACAGUGUUGAUGAGUGUCCUAAUGUUUUUGGCCGUGCGCCACCAUUACAAGUGGAGUCUGCAUUUCGUGUGUUUCGUAAGCCGUAUACUUCGACAAAAAUGUGGGGGGAAAAGAAUUACAAACGAGGCCGAUCUCUCUCAGACUAUAAAUGUUUCUCUGUGUUGGACUCUGUAUUCUCUGUAGAUGUGUUUUCAUGCCAUGGUGUAAUAGUGUUUCCCAAUACCGGGUUUGUUUUUGGAUAUCAUGUCAUUUCACCUUAAGUAAUUCAAUUAUAUUUGUAAAAUGUGUAUUUUUCUCUGCAGUACUGUAUUUCCCUGAAUAGAUAUCCUUGUCAUAUUUUUAAUCAUCGAUUAUUAAAAAAAUAUUUUUAUAUAUGCUUUUGGGGAGGAAGACUUCAGAGCUCAUUCAAACUGAUUAUACCGUGUGCUGUUGCUUGUUUCCAUACCUUUGUUUUCAGUGUGUGCUCUGUUCUUGCCUGACAGGGCGAAUUUUUUAAGUGAGUGUGUGUUCUUUUGAAAAUUGACAUAUACGUGAUUGAGGUAUCAAGGCCUGAGAAUGUGUUUUAACACAACCAGGGUGAGGGCUGUCAGCGAUCCAGUAAAAUUAGUAAUAAGAAAGUUUGCUUUGCUUGAAAGCGCCAUACUUUUCUAUGUACCUUAUUUAUGAGAAGACAUGUCAAGCCUUCAAAUGGUUAUAUUUAAUUUUCAAAACCAAAUAUUUUAAGUUACGACUCCUCUAAACUGGUUGUUUGAGAUAAAGGGAAACAUUGAUGUUCUAGGAUGCUAUACGUCAAAUAAUCCAGUCAGCCAUGUUGAACUGUAAUGCUGUACAUUUCAGUCAAAUCAGUGUUUUUUUCGGAAACCUCCACGAGAAUUAAACCAUCACACCUUUUUAAGAGGUUUAGAAUUUACUGUUGAUGACCUGGUUGUUCGCCUUUGGUAGUUUCAUGAGAAGAAAGUGAGAUGAUGUCUGAAUUUUUCUGUUGCUUUUUGGCUUUUUUAUUUGUUCGAUUUGUACUGUCUCAUGUUGACCUGUAGUGGAUGUUUUAUUUGUUUCAGACAGAACAUUCUUACCUGAAAUAUUACACUUUUAACAUGCAGAAGAGCCUCAUUCAUUUACUGUCCUGAAUAUAACGGUUAUCAGUGGGUUGCAGUAUUUUCUCAUUGUAGCCAAUUUCUUGUACAGUUUUAUGCAAAUUUCACAUGGAUGUUUAUGACUAUCUGCUGCCACAAACGGUUUAGAACUUCUGUAGAUAGAAAUUACUGUGCAAUGGAAAAUAAAAACGAUUUAAAAUCUG
Molecule: messenger RNA, 8511 nt
Organism: Triplophysa dalaica
Lineage: Eukaryota; Metazoa; Chordata; Actinopteri; Cypriniformes; Nemacheilidae
Gene: stxbp5a
Product: syntaxin binding protein 5a (tomosyn)
Exons: 27
Coding region: 330-3755 (1141 amino acids)
Biological process (GO): regulation of exocytosis; regulation of protein secretion
Cellular component (GO): SNARE complex; plasma membrane; cytoplasm
Molecular function (GO): GTPase activator activity; syntaxin binding; myosin II binding
Source: RefSeq, a predicted model, not a curated record